Molecule: messenger RNA, 5471 nt
Organism: Oryzias melastigma (Indian medaka)
Lineage: Eukaryota; Metazoa; Chordata; Actinopteri; Beloniformes; Adrianichthyidae
Product: CSC1-like protein 2
Exons: 24
Coding region: 280-2901 (873 amino acids)
Cellular component (GO): plasma membrane
Molecular function (GO): nucleic acid binding; calcium-activated cation channel activity
Source: RefSeq, a predicted model, not a curated record
CCACGGGAGGAGAACCACAGGAGGAGAACCACAGGAGGAGAACUACGGGAGGAGGACCUCAGGAGGAGGUGCUGUCAGUUCUGUGUCUUUGGAGGAGAAACUAAAGCUGUUCUGCUGGUACCAGUUCUGUUCCUGUUCUGCUGGUACCAGUUCUGCUGGUACCAGUUCUGCUGGUACCAGUUCUGUUCCUGUUCUGCUGGUACCAGUUCUGUACCAGUUCUGCUGUCACUGGUACGUGUUAAAGGGACGCCUGGCUCAGCCGCCGUUCUCCAGGCUGGAAUGGAUCCUGCGGUUCUGCUUGGUUCUGAUGAAGUUCUAGUCGGGGAACAGGCAGUAUUCUGCAAGGAUGCAUCAGUGAGCAUGCUCGUGGUCGUGGUUACCAUGGCGAUUCUCGGUAGCAGCCAGGCCUGCAGCGGUCAGGAGAACUGCUCGGCCGACAGCGAGUCCAAGGAGUACUGCUACUCGGCCCGGAUCCGCAGCACGGUGCUGCAGGGGCUGCCGUUUGGGGGCGUGCCCACCGUGCUGGCGCUCGACUUCAUGUGCUUCCUGGUGCUGCUCUUCGUCUUCUCCAUCCUGCGGAAGGUGGCGUGGGAUUACGGCCGACUGGCGCUGGUUACAGACGCAGACAGAAUGACCAAGCGUUUCAGCGACCUGGAGGAGCAGGAAUACGUUGCGUCUGCGAUGCACUCGGAGACGCCCGAUCGCUACGAACGGCUCACCUCUGUGUCCAGCUCCGUGGACUUUGAACAGCGGGACAAUGGUUUCUGCUCGUGGCUCACGGCCAUUUUCAGAAUAAAAGACGAGGAGAUCAGGGAGAAGUGUGGCGAGGACGCCGUACACUACCUGUCCUUCCAGCGCCACAUCAUCGGCCUGCUGGUGGUGGUUGGCGUCCUGUCCGUCGGCAUCGUCUUGCCCAUCAACUUCUCUGGAGAUCUGCUGGAAAACAACGCCUACAGCUUCGGACGCACCACCAUAGCCAACCUCAAAUCUGGGACAAACCUGCUGUGGCUCCACACCACGUUUGCGUUCAUGUACCUGCUGCUGACCGUCUACAGUAUGAGGAGACACACGUCCAAGAUGCACUACAAGGAGGACGACCUGGUGAAACGCACUUUAUUCAUUAACGGCAUCUCUAAGUAUGCUGAGGAGAGUCAGAUCAAGCAGCACUUUGAGCAGGCCUACGAGAACUGCGUGGUCCUGGAGGCUCGGAUCUGCUACAACGUGGCCAAGCUGAUGGCUCUGAACGCUGAGAGGAAGAAGACGGAGCGCAGCAAGAAGUUCUUCACCGACCUGAUGGCCAAGGAGCACGUCCCCACCAUGAUCAACCCCAAACCCUGCGGACACCUCUGCUGCUGCGCCAUCACCGGCUGCGAGGAGGAGGAGGCGGUCAGCUACUACACCAAGAUGGAGGCAAAGCUGAAGGAGGAAUACAGGAAGGAGAAGGAAAAGGUCCACACCAAACCUCUGGGCAUGGCCUUCGUCACCUUCCAGAACGAGGCCAUGACCGCCAUAAUCCUGAAGGACUUUAACGCCUGCCAGGUGCAGGGCUGCCGCUGUCGUCAGGAGCCCCGCUCUUCUCAGUUCAGUGACGUCCUCCACGUCCAUAACUGGAGCGUUCUGUAUGCGCCCGACCCUCAGAACGUCCGCUGGGAGCACCUGUCGCUGGGCGGUAUUUCCUGGUGGAUCCGCUGCUUCAUCAUCAACUGCAUCCUCUUCAUCUUACUCUUCUUCCUCACCACUCCCGCCAUCAUCAUCUCCACCAUGGACAAGUUCAACGUCACCAAGCCCGUGGAGUACCUGAACAACCCCAUCGUCACGCAGUUCUUCCCGACCCUGCUGCUCUGGGCCUUCUCCGCCUUGCUGCCCACCAUCGUCUACUACUCCGCCUUCUUCGAGGCCCACUGGACCAGGUCAGGAGAGAACAGAACCACCAUGCACAAAUGCUACACCUUCCUGAUCUUCAUGGUUCUGCUGCUACCGUCACUGGGACUCAGCAGUCUGGACGUCUUCUUCCGCUGGUUGUUUGAUAAGAAGUUCCUGGCAGACGCCAAAGUCCGGUUUGAGUGCGUCUUCCUUCCGGAUAACGGAGCUUUCUUUGUGAACUACGUCAUUGCCUCGGCCUUUAUCGGGAACGCCAUGGAUCUGCUGAGGAUUCCUGGUCUUCUGAUGUACAUGAUCCGGCUGUGCCUGGCUCGCUCCGCCGCUGACCGCCGUAACGUGAAGAGGCAUCAGGCCUACGAGUUCCAGUUCGGCGCCGCCUACGCCUGGAUGAUGAACGUCUUCACGGUGGUGAUGGCCUACAGCAUCACCUGCCCCAUCAUUGUCCCUUUUGGUCUGAUGUACAUGCUGCUCAAACACCUGGUGGACAGGUACAACAUGUACUACGCGUACCUGCCCUCCAAACUGGACAAGAAGAUCCACUCUGGCGCCGUCACCCAGGUGGUUGCGGCGCCCAUCCUCUGCCUCUUCUGGCUGCUCUUCUUCUCCACUGUGCGCACAGGUUUUGAGACGCCGACCUCCAUGUUCACCCUGGUGGUGCUGAUCGUCACCAUAGUGGUCUGCCUGUCCCACGUCUGCUUCGGACACUUCAAGUACCUGAGCGCUCACAACUACAAGAUCGACACUAAAGAGAACGACCUGGAGGCUGUGGAAAACGGACGCCCUGCUCGGCCCUCCUCCUCCUCCGUCAGCAAGUCUCAGCAGAAGCAGGCGCAGCAGCAGCAGAUGUACAUCGCACAGGUGCUCCAGGACCCCACCUCAGACGAGGCUGGCGGCGGCAGCAGCGAGGAGGACCGCGGCUCGUCGCAGGACGAGGAGAUGCUGAACGGCGGCAACAGCAUCAACGAGGCGGACUUCCAGUCGGGGGAAGACAGUCUGAUCGCCAACGAGGUCCAUCAGUAGCUGGGGCCGAAAGUGAAGGGAGGGGGGGGAGCUAACCUGGGACACCUGCUCUUCAGUUAGGCAGGCUCGAGACUGAAUAGCAGAAAUUUAGCUCCGCCCCCUCUCUGCCUGUAGAUUUGACCCGACUUUGGACCAUGGCGCCGGGUCGCCGUUGUCCAGUCCUGCGGAGGCACGGACAUUGCUGCCUCCACAGAGUCUUUGUAUGUGACUGCGAAGCCAAGACCUUCUCUCCAGGGUGGGCGGGGCUUACAUUUGUGCCUGGGCUGGACCUCGUCUGUUCGUGUGUUCUGUGGGUCACCUGAACGUGACCGUACGUCUUCACUUCUAAAGGACCCAGCGGCUCCACUGCCGCCAUCGAAUCAUGAAAACAUCACGCCGAUCCCCGUUUCCUGUCACGCCACCGCCUCGCUAACACAGCACAGCCCCUCCCCCGACCCUGUGAGCUCCUCCGUGUCACCUGACAGCCGUUUCUCCGACGACCUGCUGAGCUUCUCUGCAUGUUGCUGAAGCUCCACCUCUGGUGGGGUUGGGCCCACCCAUCUGACUCCCUCCUGAAGCCCGCCACGCAGAAGAGGAGAGAACGUUUCACACCGACUCUUCCAGCAGGUCAGGGAGACCUCCAGGUAGACCUCCAGGUGCCCCUCCCAGGCACCGGGGCUGUCAGGACGCUCAAGAGAAUGUUUCUGGUUUGUCUGAGGUAGUGCACUGAGCGUGUGCAUGUGUGUGUGUGUGCACGUGUGCUGGCUUGCAGGCCGUUCCCGCUGCAGUAGAAGUAGAACCUGGAGUUGCGUUCUGUGAUGUCCUCACAUUCUUAAAGAUUCCACUUUGCUUGGGGCGGGGCCUUUGUGGAGGGGGCGUGGCUUCCGCUUGGGGUUUCCUGCGGCAGGUUCAGGGCUUUUGCGUUUCUCCUGUAGGGGGUGUCACUGUGCUGUUGGGACAUGAAAGAACUGCCUGGUGAUGAGGUAAAACCAAACCCAGAAACAACGAGAGGAAUUCUUCAACAGGUGGAACACUUCUGAAGGUGGAAAAGGGGCGUGGCCAUUUCCUUAGGAGUAAUUAAAUGAUGUAUCAGACGAUGGAUUUCCAGAUAACCGGCUUUUGUGUAGUUUCCGGCAUGUUUGGAAGCACUUGGUCUUUGCUGCUUGAGGACUUUCUAAGACGGGACAAUCUUUGCAGUGACGGUGCAGACCCUCUGCGGGCCACCGGGGGCGCCACUGCGUUUAAAUACUGCUGUUCAGAAACUUGAGCUGCUGCUGGCGUAGACGACGUCCAUCAUCUGUUUUCGGCCCAACGCAGCUCCGCCCUUUCUGGUGGUCUGCUGACUCUGAAGCUCCGCCUCCAACCAGUUUGACGUUGGCGGCUUCCAGCAGCGGUUGGCGAGGCGGCCGUCUGUAUCUGAGCUGCCGACGCUAAGAAUCAAACAUUCCUUUUCCUGCUUGUGGAGCCGUCAGGUUCUGUUCUGAGUUUGAAACCGGGUCGAGACCAGGACAAUUCCAGCACAGAUUGGUUCUGCAGGUUCCUCUGGAGUCAGCAUCCUGCUUCUCUCUGGAGGUGUGGAUGUGGGCGUGUACAGGGGCGUGGUCAUCACCCCACACCUUUAUGUCACUGAGUCAAACAGAGUACCCUGAAGACAUCCUGGACUUUUAGUCAAAUCUAGAAAAAACACAUGUCAGGUGCAUGAUGGGAGUCCUGGCUUUGAUCCACAGGUGGAUCCAGACAGAGAACUGCUCCUCCAGAACCUGAAGGGGGCAGAACUCAUCCGGUCUGGAGAUCUGAUCCUCCUGCUGGCUUUGCUCUUUGCUGCCCCCUGGUGGAGCAGCACACGAAAGCUGUUUGUUCACCUGAUCGUCCUCAGACAGCAGACGGCUGCUGAUGCAGCUACAGAGGUUUCCAUGGAAACGGGAAACUCAGCAGGCUGAGGUCAGCAUCCUCGUUAGCAACGUGAAGUUUUAGGUUUUGCUUUUUUUCUUAAACAAUGUUUACAUCAGUUGUUGCUGUUGUAUUCUGGUCUGCAGUGUGUGUGUGUGUGGGUGAGUGUGCAUGUGUACGUGCACUGACACAAAGCCGGAAUAUGAAGGCUGGAGCCGCUGGUUCCACGCUGGAGAACCUGCAGCAGUUGUGUCGGUGCGGUUCCCUUCGGCCCGGAUGGCGUGUACGUGAAGCAGUUCUGGUUCUGAUGUCAGAACCUGACAGGGAACACCUUCCUGGAGUCCAGAACCAACCUCUGAACAGAUGUAGAGAUGAUCAGACCCAAACAGCGCCGGACCGAAGCCCCGUUCUGGUCCACUGUGGUUCUGUGGAGCUGAGGUGAAGCGGCCGCCGUUUUCAGGACUCAAACUCGUGACUGAAGAAGAUCUGGACAAACACAAGGCUUGUAAAUAGCCAUCAGGCUGCACCGUCACCAUGGAGACCGGCGCCAUGCAGCGCCUCCUUGUGGACUCUGAGCUUCAGUCCAUCGGUUUGUUUCCCCUCUAAGUUAUUGCUGUGUCACUAUUUAUUUUGACUCUCUGUGGGUUCAGUGAGACGUCCGUCUGUUUAUGUUUAUGAUUAAUAAACCCGAUCUCUGACGA